ACGACAGCAAAAAGUGAAGGCGAUCGCCAGUGUCAGGACAGACUAGAAACGAAGCAGAAGUGUGAGAUGUGAGAGUGCGAGUGUGUGGAAAGUAAAAAAAUGUCUUGAAAAAUAACUUUUUUGCUUGCGCCGAUUAGGAAAUGUGUAAUGUUUUUUAAAAUUGCUGUUCAAGAAUGCCGAUUCAGGCGCCCCAAUGGACAGAGUUUCUCAGCUGUCCGGUUUGCUGCAACGAAUUUGCGGCGAAUCUACGUCCUCCAAUCAGUCUAGGAUGUGGCCAUACCAUAUGCCGUACUUGCUUGGCGACCUUGCAUAGGAAGCAGUGUCCCUUCGAUCAGACAAUUAUAACCACAGAACUAGACAAUCUACCGGUUAACAAUGCCUUACUGCAGCUGGUCAGCACUAGCACCACCACUGGCAGCAGUGCCGGUAGCAGCGGCGGUAAUGUCACAAACACCUCUUCGCCGGGCUCGUCCACCGGAGGCAGUGGGGUGUCCGGUGGGAGUACAAUCGAUCCGGAUAUCAAUUCUCCCAGUGUGCAGAACCUGAAUCCUGAUGAUUUGCUGUGCUACAAGUCUGCCCGAGGUUGCAUUGAAGAGCUAGCGCUUUAUCUGAAACCAUACCCGAAUGGGAACGCCGGUGGGCUUUUGUCGCGUCCAAUGCAACGCAAACUAGUCACCCUGGUCAACUGUCAAUUGAUUGAGGAUGAAGGGCGAGCGCGAUCGUUACGUGCCGCUCGCUCGUUAGGCGAACGGACGGUUACCGAGCUGAUCCUGCAGCAUCAAAAUCCUCAACAGCUUAGUACCAAUUUGUGGGCAGCCGUUAGAGCACGAGGCUGUCAGUUUCUGGGACCAGCAAUGCAGGAAGAAGUUCUGAAGCUUGUGUUGCUAGCAUUGGAGGAUGGGUCAGCACUAUCCAGAAAGGUACUGGUAAUGUUUGUUGUACAGCGGUUGGAGCCUCAUUUUGCACAAGCAUCAAAAACGAGCAUUGGACACGUUGUACAGUUGCUCUACCGAGCAAGUUGUUUCAAAGUAUCCAAACGAGAAGGAGAUUCAUCGUUGAUGCAGUUGAAGGAAGAAUUCCGUACUUAUGAGGCACUGAGGCGGGAGCACGAUGCACAAAUAGUACAAAUUGCAACCGAAGCUGGUCUCCGGAUAGCUCCAGAUCAGUGGUCAUCUCUCCUGUACGGUGAUACAGCUCACAAGUCACACAUGCAAAGUAUCAUUGAUAAGCUGCAAACGCCGCAAUCAUUCGUGCAAUCUGUUCAGGAACUAAUAAUCGCCCUGCAACGAACGGGGGAUCCGGCCAAUUUAUCUGGGCUGAGAGUUCAUCUCAAACAUCUGUCUGGUAUUGAUUCAAAUGCCGAGAAUCAUGUGCCAACAUGGCGUGAGUGCUCAACCGCACUGGAGGCGGUGAAACGGGUCGUUAUAGGCCUGGUAGAUUUUGUACAGCAUCAUGGUAACCGAAAGCUACAGGAACCAGGUUACUUGGCUCAUAAUAGUAAAUAUAAAAUUAGUCUGUGUCGCGACCUGAAUCUCCGGGGAACUUGUCCUCGUGGAUCAAAUUGUACAUUUGCACAUUCAGAUGAAGAGGUAGAGAAAUACCGUACUAAGCUGCGCAAGAGUAAUAUUCGUACUCCAAAUGGGAAGGAUCAUGGUGAAUAUAUGGGAGAUCUUGGGAUGCCAUCUGGAUCACAUGGAUACCAAUCAUCCGGCGAAGAAGCGUCACCAAUGCGAUACCCAAAACCUGCACCCCCAAUGAGAUACUUAGACAAAUCACCAAUGAGUAAUCACAGUCAUGCAAGCGGCAGUAGCAAUAGUAACAGUAGUCAAAAUAGCCACUUGGCGCCAAUUCCACCACACCAACACCCUCCCUAUGCUAAUGUGCCGCCUCCGCCAACGGCUCUUCAACACGGUGCCAAUGGAAGAAAUUUCAAUUUUAAUCCAAACUAUGCCACCGGAAGUAAUAGUAAUUUACCAUUUGGAACACGUCCUCCGCCACCGCCAAUGCCACCACCACCUGUUCAUUCAACUGGGGGAGUUCGAGGAAACUUCGUUCGACCUCCUAAUGGAAAUUUCAUUGGCCAUCCACCACCACCUCCGCCCAUGCAGCAUAACCCUGGCAAUGGACCUCCGAUAGGUGUAUUGCAUGGUGCGAAUCAUCAUACAUAUCCUGCCACACAGCCACCGCCGCUCGAUCAGGUACAUCCACCAAUGAUGAAUGCACCUCCGCCAUCUUACAUAGCCAAUCAAGGGUUUCCAGAGUAUUCGGAUAAAAUGGAUCAAAGGCGAACAUUUACUCCGUGGGAUAACCAAUCAACACCGACGGUUAACAAUCCAAGCAAUCCUGUAGCUGGUACUCCUGGUCCACAGUUGCACUCAAUAGCUACUCCAGUCAAUCUCAUGGCUCAACAACAUGUCACUAAAUCUGGAAUUAAUCCGCCGUACCCGUCGUCUUUGCAUGGCAACAAGGGACAUCUGCCCAUACCACCACACUCGCAACAUCCAAUGCCCACACUGCCGUCUCAUAUACAACAGCAGCAUCCGCAAACACAACAACAUUCUGUACCAAAUAAUGGUGGCAAAUACUACCAAGGAAAUACCCAAAUUCAACACAAAUUACGCGAUUAUCGUGAUAAACAUCACAGCAAUAUCAACAAUGGACGAAUGCAUUUGCCGCAAGCUCAUUCACAAACGCCACAAGGUGUCCCCUCGAUGCAACAGCCAACAUCAACGUUUGGCAAUGGUAGCAGAAGUAAUUUACACACUCCACACUCACAAACUGCGCCAGGUAUGAACAGCAAUGGGGGUAUGGCUACUGGCAAUAAUGGUGUAAUGAAUGGCUAUCAUGGUGGCACUUUGCCAUUCAGUCGUAAUGAAACAUUGGAGCUGUUCAAAAUGCUCAACUUGAGCAGUGGAUCCGAGCUGGCUCAUUACGUUGAAACAGCCAAGGACAUGUUUGUACGUUCUGACUCACUUUUGGCUGAUGACGAUAUAAAUAUUUCAGAGAGUGAAUUUGCCAAUGCUGCGAAUAACAAGUAUGGCCCUAUUUCGCGAAUGAGCAACCAGUCCGGCAAGCAACGAGCAGAUUUCCCAUUUGCUAGUAGUAUACUGGAAAGCGAAUGGCUAUCAAACAUGCCGCAGCAACUGUACAACGAGAUCGCUGCUCUGGGAGACCAAUCAUCUUCUAAUUGCUCAUCAAAUUCAUCCUCGUUCUAUCAACAUACUCAGCAGCAGGGUACAAUAUCUCAAACGGCGGGGCCCAAAUCCGAACCAAACAACAACACUUUGGAGCUGGAUUUAUUCCAGGUUGACCAUAAGCUUCCUGAUUACGGUGGUGGUUCACUCGCUGGUGCUAAUCAAGUGAAUACAUCAACAUCACAGCUUUUGCAUCAUCAUCAAGUUGAGGCCCAAUUGCUGCAGCAGCAGCAACAACAACAACAGCAGCAUCAUCAUGCUUCAUCUACGCCUCAGCACAUGGCAUCAGCAGCACAAUUACCGGUACAUCAUUCGUCUGCCGCAGUGGCUGCAGCAGCACUUGGAAUUUUGUCACAUCACCAACAGCGAGCUGCCCAUUCGCAUCAUUCGUCGCCACAGCCAAAUCAUCAACUGCAGCACCAACAGCAGUUGCACCACCAUCAGCAGCAGCAAAUGCAACAGCAACAACAACAACAACAGCAACAUGCAUUACACAAAAUCACAACUCAUACGGAAGCUGUACGUUUCAAUGAUCUGAUGGGGAAUGGCGGAGGAGCCGAUUUGAAGAUCCAUAAUUUCAAGGAGCUAAAGGAUUUAAAGGCCCAGCAUGCGAUGACUGGUUUAUCACCCGUAUCGGGUGUAUUGACCGUAUCCACGUCGCCUUCAUCUGUAGUAUCACCGUUGUGGAAUAAUCUGCUGGAUCUUUCCGGUUUAAAACCACCAUCUGCAGACAAUGAACUGGUUGUUGCGGGGCAUGUAAACAGCGCCGGUUGCAGUGGCAAUAGCAGCCAUACUAUCUUGAACAGUAGUACAUCUAGCAGCAGUAUAGGUAAUAUUAACAGCAGCAGCUGCAGUAACAACAACAUCAGCAACAAUAACAAUAGCAACAAUGAAGAUUCCUACGAAGCAGGAAUCGCCGAUGAUAUGCGUGAGCUUGCUCUUCGUCUCGAGUCCGAAUUGGAAUUGGACGAGACCGGAACAUAAGCCCAACGUGCUCAUACACUCAUUAUGUAAAAACAUACUUUGACUGAUUGUGAUCAAUAUCUCCUAACUAAAUUGUAAGCGUAGCUAGAGCGUAAGCUGGAGAAUAAAGCUUACAUCCUCCUGAGUAGGUAAAAUCUGACUAAUCAACAGCAAAGUAAUAUUUCAUUAAAUGAAAUGGAAGAUCGAUACCAAUUUUAAAAAUUAUGCAGGAAAAAAAUUAUCCAGAUUAUCAGGAUUACUGGAAGGACGCGAUAUCGUGUAUUACACAGAUAAUAAAACACAAAAAAUUAGAUAAAUAAAUAAGCUGCAAGUGAACCUUCGCGCGCAACGAUUAGAAUGAGGAAACGCUUGGAUCCAGGAGCGUUAACCUAUUCAGUGCUUGUUUUAGAGAUUUUUCUGUUUUGCAGAAAACAAGUGUUUUAGAGAUAUUUUUCGGAUCGAAACAAAACUGCUAUUUAGGGUGAGAACAAAGAAAGGACAGUAUAGGCUUGUUUGUUGUAGUAGAUCUUGCACUCUACCUACAAAAAACAUUCAAGAUGAUUAGCUAAUAUACAUUAUAGUAGAUUGUGCGUAUCCGUAGCGGAUAGGUUGAUGGGAAGGUAUGAGAUAUGAAAACGGUGUAUGAAGAAAUACUGAGAUCUAGUGACAAAGAAAGUGUAUAGAUGAAGCCAAGCAACUGAUAGCGUGAUAGACCCGGAAAAGGUGAUUCUUUAUUAUAUUAUUGAUGGUUAUAUUGCAAAUUAAAAAUCUAUUUAUUAACGUUUAUAUCACUAAUAUCACUUAUUCGCUAUUCGUUCGUUGUAAUUAUUAUUCCGAUUCACAAAAUGUUCUAAUUCGAAACUAUUUGCUAGGAGUGUUAGGGUUGGUAUAUUGAGAAGUGAAUUAGAGCUCGUUUUAAUUAUUUGUUUUAGCUCAUUUCUCGUUUUGAAACGAAAAUAUAAUUAUGAAUUAUAUUUUUUCUAAUAAUCAAAUGUUUACAUAUUAGCCAAUUAUUAACCUUUUUAAAAUACGUUUCGUCGGUUUAUAACAGUUGUUAGUGUAGCCGCCCCAUCUUUUAUGCAACAUUUUAUAUGUAGUUCUUUUAUAUAUAACGCUAUUUUUACACGAUGACCGAAUGGUUUGUGUAAAAGCAAGAGUAAAACUAUGUUUUUAUUAUAUACAUAUUACGUAAAUGCAAACGAGUUUAGUGGAUAAAGUAACAAAAUUACUUAGCGUCACCGUUUUCUGUAGUAAUUGUUACUGCAUAUGGGUAGUUAGCUGUAAUUUGUUUAAGGGCGAACUCAAAUAGAUUGUUUUUUUUUUCGUUUAUAUUUGCACAGAAAGGACGCUUUAUUGAUAAACUUAACUGGUUGAUUUUUAUUAAAUCAAACAAUAGGCUUUCUUCGCGAAAAAAGGUUUUAUGCAACGCAUGUUUAGUUUACCUGGUAGUAACCAAUAAAUCAUCCGGAACACUGAAACGUCCAGCGAAAUUACAGUGACUCUUGUAGCAAAACAAAUCAAUAAACAAUAAAGAAAAGGUAGCAGUAAAUUUUUGGCAUUCAUACCACUGGAAAAUAAUUAAUAGGUGGUUCUAGCAUGGCUUAUUAUAUUUAAAAUUCUUUCUGGUGUUUGACCAAACAAACAAGGAAGUAUAAUCAGAAAUCGAAGGUUAACAUGAAGAAGGGUAGAAAUAAGUAAACAUUGAGACGCGAAUGAGAUUGAAAAGUUUCUUGUUUUAGAAGAGAUUGUAUAUUGAGAAUGGUUCAUGCAAAUACACUUGUGUUGCCGCCAAUUCGGUUAGAAUCCCGUUAUAGAAGAAGAAAUUAUAAUAAUAAAACAAACAAUAAUUUUUAAAUAUAAAAACAAGAUUAUAUACUAAUGGAAACGUACUAUACACAAACAUAUUUGUUUCGUUUAUUACUGUUACUAAAAUGCGAAGGCAAAUUUUAUUCAAUUAGGUGAAAGUUAGCAAUAUGCAGCAAGACAACGGAAGAUCAACUAGCGAGCACAUGGUCCGUUAGAGCGCAGAAAACUGAACUUAGCAAAGCAGAAUGCUGCCCAUCAUAAUCGCUACUCCACUGGAAAUGGUAGUUCCAUACUUGCUGGAACUCGUGUGUUCUCCUAUUGGACAACAAGCAUCGUGUGGCAUAAGAAGAAAGUAAUGCGAAAACAUAUUGAUAAAUAUAUCGCAAAAUGACAAAUUGUUUUGGCUGUUGAAUCACGAUGUUUUCCGUUAUUGAUGUUGGGAAAGAUAGUGUUUGUGUGUAUUUUUGCCAUUAUAAUGCAUGGAAAUGUUUCUGAAAUCUAAAACAAAAUGUUGAUGCAGCAGCAAGCAGUAGAUAUAAUUUCUGCAUCAUGAAUAUUAUUGUGCUUUAAACUCAUAGAUACUCAAAAGGGUGCCUCCCGAGCACCUUUGGUCAGUGAGGUUUGUUUACUGGUUUUCGAAUAAAUAUUUGCGAGGGUAGUUUGAUAGGUCCCUGGCACAAGUGCUAAAACAGCGUUGCCAUGCUUCAUUAUGGCGGAUUAUAUUGAACUUUUUUACGGCAACCUUUCUACGUUGAUAUAUUCUGCUUUUCAUCAACUAUGAAACGUUUCCAGAAUCGAGGCUGGCCUUCCAAUAUUUUACUGUGGCAUAAAAUCAUUUGGUUUGAAUUUUGACUUA
This is a messenger RNA of Topomyia yanbarensis, 6819 nucleotides long. It is a transcript of the gene roq, whose product is annotated as roquin-1. The record is from RefSeq and is a predicted model, not a curated record. Bases 174 to 4178 code for a protein of 1334 amino acids. NCBI's taxonomy places the organism in Eukaryota, Metazoa, Arthropoda, Insecta, Diptera, Culicidae. Gene Ontology annotation, molecular function: metal ion binding. The transcript has 4 exons.